AUGCUGGCUGGGAAGAUAAUUUUCCUAUCUUUUCUUGGCCCCCCAUCUAGGGCUUUAGGAACAAAGCCUUCCUGGAUUGACAAAUUCAUCAGUGCCCUUCUGCAGGCAGCAGAUGCUAACGUGAUCGCUGUGGACUGGGUUUAUGGCUCUACAGGUGUCUACUUCUCAGCCGUGGAAAAUGUGGUUAAGCUGGGACUCGAGAUCUCCCGUUUCCUCAGUAAACUCCUGGUGCUGGGUGUGUCAGAGUCCUCAAUCCACAUCAUUGGUGUCAGCCUGGGGGCCCAUGUGGGGGGCAUGGUAGGACAUUUCUACAAAGGCCAGCUGGGACAGAUCACAGGCCUGGACCCUGCUGGACCGGAGUACACAAGAGCCAGCCUGGAGGAGCGCCUGGACCCUGGGGACGCCCUCUUUGUGGAAGCCAUCCACACAGACACGGACAAUUUGGGUAUUCGGAUUCCUGUUGGACAUGUGGACUACUACGUCAACGGAGGCCAAGACCAACCCGGCUGUCCCACCUCCAUUUCUGCAGGUCAGAAAGCCAGAGAGAGUUGAUGUGUGGCUGCCCCAGAGACUGGAAUUUACCAACAGGCUUUGUGUUGAGUCAGCCAGUAUGGGCCAUAGGGGGUCUUCCUUACAGUAUCCUUUGCUGUGUCCCAUCAAGCUUACUCAGCACUUAUUAAAUGGAUGUCUUUGGAGCCCAGGUAUUCUAGGGGAGGAGUGCCUGAAAUUAAAAGCCUGCUCCAUAUUUAGGCUCCCUCCCCCCUUCUUAGGCCCUGCUGUGAUCCAACGUCACUCAAGCCAAUAACUUCUCUUCUUCCCGGGCCCCACUUUGUGGCAGAGUCCACAGUGGCUAUAUCCUCUGCAGAGCCUCGCUGUGGCAGAAACAGACUGAUGUGCCCAAAGCUGCUAGCUGAAGGGUCAAUUCAGUGCAUGACCAUUUCCCCAAACUAACUAAAUUCAAGUUCUCUAAAAUUGCUUUCAAUAUAAUCUUCUUGAAUACAUUCAGUGAAUAUGCAUUUCUUCUCUUCUAAAUUUAUUCUUCUGGAAUGUUCUUUUUGGAUAUAUUAAUUGAAUAUAUUCUUAGCAUAAUUUUAAAU
Delphinapterus leucas (beluga whale) is the source of this 1097-nucleotide messenger RNA. The record is from RefSeq and is a predicted model, not a curated record. NCBI's taxonomy places the organism in Eukaryota, Metazoa, Chordata, Mammalia, Artiodactyla, Monodontidae.